AUGGCUUUGACGUCAAUACACGUCAACCAGAGAACAUGAUGCCUCUUUGCAAGUCAACUCGUGUGCUCUCUAGCUGAUAGAGGUGCCUCAAGCUGAAAUAUUAUCGCUCUAUUGUAUUGGAGAACGUGGUGUGACAGCCCCCGGGCUCAGCAAAUGGCCUGCUUCGUAUCGCCGCACUGACGGAGAGUGUCGCCACAUUGGCGUUCAAGCUGGCAGGGCGACACAGAAAUCAACUUUGUCUAUUUUUAAUGGACACGCUUCGAGCGGCGGCGGUGGAGGCGGCGGGCGGUUUGUUUUCCUUUCGUCUUUAUCUGUAGCUGCUCAAGCAAGCCUGCCUGUGUGAGCCCCCCUCGUGUGUCCCCAGCUCGUCUGGCUACCUCCUUCUCGUCCACUAACAGUCCCAUUUAGAACAGCAUGGUCAUGGCUGACAGUGUCCAAAAACCGCUGAUCCGGGGUCCGGUCCGAGUGGGCUUCUACGACAUCGAGCGCACUUUAGGAAAGGGCAAUUUCGCUGUCGUGAAGCUGGCCCGACACCGCAUAACCAAGACCGAGGUGGCCAUUAAGAUCAUCGACAAGACCCAACUGGAUGCCGUCAACCUGGAGAAGAUCUACAGAGAAGUUCAGAUCAUGAAGAUGCUGGACCACCCGCACAUCAUCAAGCUCUACCAGGUGAUGGAGACGAAGAACAUGCUUUACUUAGUCACGGAGUAUGCCAAGAAUGGGGAGAUCUUCGACUACCUGGCGAAGCACGGCCGUCUCAGUGAGCUGGAGGCCAGGAGGAAGUUCUGGCAGAUCCUGUCGGCGGUGGAAUAUUGUCACAACCGCAACAUCGUCCACAGGGACCUGAAGGCAGAGAAUCUACUGCUGGAUGGCCAUAUGAACAUCAAAAUUGCAGACUUUGGAUUCGGGAACUUCUUCCAGCCCGGGGAGCCUCUGGCCACAUGGUGCGGCAGCCCACCCUACGCUGCUCCCGAGGUCUUCGAGGGCCAACAAUAUGAGGGCCCGCAGCUGGACAUCUGGAGUAUGGGGGUGGUGCUGUAUGUGCUGGUGUGUGGCGCGUUGCCCUUCGAUGGUCCCACUUUGCCUGUGUUACGGCAGAGAGUCCUAGAAGGAAGGUUUCGCAUCCCCUACUUCAUGACUGAAGACUGUGAGCAUCUGAUCCGCAGGAUGUUGGUCCUGGACCCGUCAAAGCGUCUGUCUGUGGCCCAGAUCAAAGAGCACAAGUGGAUGGCUCUAGAUGUUCCAGUGCAGCGGCCUGUUCUGUACCAACAGCCAGUGUCUACCGAGGGCGAGGCCGGCGUGGGGGAGUACAGCGAGCAGGUCCUUCGCCUGAUGCACAGCCUUGGCAUUGACCAGCACAAGACUAUAGAGUCUUUGCAGAACAAAAGCUACAACCACUUUGCUGCUAUCUACUACCUGCUGGUGGAGCGGCUCAAGGCCCAUCGCUGCAGCUUCCCCGUCGAACAGAGGCUCGAUGCCCGCCAGCGACGGCCCAGCACCAUCGCCGAACAGACCGUUGUCAAGUCGACCAGUGGUUCAGCCCAGGUGGGUUUGCUCCCGCAGGGUGUUCGUCUGUUGCGCUCCCCCGCUGUACCCCAAGCCUCCUCCGAUGCGUUCACCUUCCCCCAGACUGCAUGUCCGCUGGAGCAGACUUUCAUGGUGGAGGACGUCAACACGCCCAAAGUGAAUGGCUGCCUACUGGACCCCCUGCCUCCCCCCACUGUCCUCCGCAAGUCCUCCACCUCGUCGCCUAGCAACAUGAUGGAGACAUCGAUCGAUGAGGGCAUCGAGACCGAGGAGCCCGACACAGAUGAUGAUCCACCCCACCUGCUCUCGGCCUAUCAGACGGCUCGUUUCGGCCAACGACGACACACCCUCUCCGAGGUCACCAACCAGCCAGGGACUUCAAACCAAGGUAAAUUAUUUGCUCUAGGCCACAACCCCUCCAUGGGUAGCAUGGACUCUGACAUGGGCUACGACAUGGGCUCCGUGCACAGCGACCUCGGUCUACUGGAGGACGCCCCAUCUCUCAGUGAAGUGGUACCGACCAACAGCUCUGCCCCUGGCGUCACCCCCACGCCUUUCUUGAGCGCUCGGCCUGCCAACCCAGCAAUGGCCGCCCUGACCUCUCAGCACAGGGAGACGCACAACCGCUCCCCCAUCAGCUUCAGAGAAGGACGCCGGGCCUCUGACACCUCGCUCACCCAAGGUCUGGUUGCGUUCCGGCAGCACCUCCAGAACUUGGCGAGGACCAAAGGCAUCCUGGAGCUGAAUAAAGUCCAGAUGUUGGUGGAGCAGAUGGGCUCUGGGGAAGGGGCUGCCAUGGGCCCCCUGGGACCACAGCACCACUUGCACAACCUCCUGGAGGGUGAGGCAUCCAAGCAGCAGGAGGGCCUAGCUUUAUACCAAGGUGGGCCGCAGCCACCUCUCCUGUCCCGCAGGCAGAGUUUGGAGACACAAUACCUCACUCAUAGGCUACAGGCUGGUGUCUUGGCUAACAGUCCUGCUAGCUGCCAACUUUUCUGUAAGGAGACUCCUCGAAGUUUAGAGCAACAGCUGCAGGAACACAGGCUGCACCAGAAGAGGAUGUACCUGCAGCAGUCACAGGGCAUGGGGCUGCAGGUCUACUUCAACCAGAUGCAGAUAGCUGAAGGAUCCUACCCGACAGGGGGCCCUGCUCUGGACCCGUCGGCGUCACAAAACCCUCAGGGUCCCCCCAUGUCAGCCGCCCACCAGCCUCAGCAGCAGGGCAGUCCCCAGGCCUCGCCACCCUUCAGCCACCCCCAUAGCCUGAGCCCCCUGAUGGAACCAGGGGAGGGGCUCGUUUAUGAUCCCUACAUGAGCCACCACCACUACACCCAACACCUGUCCCCUGGAUCCCACCUCCACCACCACCUCCACCAUGAGGCCUCCCCCAGCGGCCUGGGCUACAGCUACCCCGCAGGCUGUGAGCAGCAGGUCCUGGGCCCUUCCGCUGAGGCCCUUCACCCAGACCAGUAUGAGUUCCCGCUGGACCCCGGCCUGCUGCCCCCACCUGCUCCAGGAGAGGCUGAUGCUGGAGCUGUGGCCGGGGGUUUGGUUUGUCCAGGGCCAUCAGAGGGCCUGGGUCUGCCUGAGCUCCAGAGCUCCCUCCUGGACAGUGAGAUGAUGGAGACGGUGGACUCCCAGCAUGGAUUUGUACUGGUCAACUGAAGGGUGCCAGCUGUGGGGGUUGACAGAAAGCAGUAUUAAGCAAUGAGAGCCUACACAGCAUUAAGAGCAGAGAGAGUGGAGAUAUAAGUGGAGGCCACAAGCGUAGCAACAGGGAAGGGAAAGUGUUAAUUUUUGUACGACUAAUACAAACUCCAUUUCUUAGUUGUGAUGAACCUCAGAAAACCUUUCUACCAAAAUCCUCCCUUAGACUACCUCCCUUUCUCCCUCUCCUCCUCUGUUCUUGUUCUCAUCAGCUCUACGAGACAGGAACAGGUCCGCUAUGUGGCACAAGUUGAGCUUCGCCAGGCUAACUAGGCGAAGCUGCUGUUGUCAUGGACGUUGUGUCACCUGUGAGAUGAUGAGCUCUUCAGGACUGCGCCGUGCAGCCCGGGGGGAGGGGGAUGCUGCACAUCCUUGAGGCUGCCAGAGUGCAGCAUUUCACCUAGAAAUGGUUUGGAAGUGAACUAAUUUAGGACUGACUGACUGGCAACCAAAAGCACAAUGGCUGGCAGUGCUUUUUGUAUUUAAAAUAGGACACCUUCAACAACAAUAGACUGGUUCUCAAAACACUUUUGUGCAUUUUUUUUUUCUGUUUCAGUAGAUGAAAAACAACUGAACAAGAGAAAAUAGCCCUCAUUUAUCAUGGUACCAUGGAUAUCACCGCACAUUCAAGUGUUAAAAGUGUUAGCAAGAAACUGAUCUUUUCCAGUUUAUAGAAAUGAUUUUACACACUACUGUGAGCGCACAGGCUAACAUGAUGGUCGUAUUUAUCGGUGCAUAGGUUUCAACACUAACAUACACAGUAUUUGACAGUACCCUCCACAAAAGAGUAACUUACUUAAACAGAUAGUCAAACAUGCUGAAGAUGGUGAGUAAUGCACCAUUUGUGGAGCUUGUGCAACAUUUGUGCUUUUAACAGUGAUAAACUCUCUAAGAUCAUUUAGUUAAUUAACUAGAUAAUAUAACACAGCUAUAUAGCAGCAGGCUUUGGUGUUGGCUAUGUGACGUAAAUAAUACAGUUUCUUCUGUUUGUUUUCAGUGUUUUUUGUAACUUGUAACUACUGAUCCUGAUUUAUUUCUUACACUACUGAAAUGCUUUUCCACCUUUCCAUCUGAUUGCACACACUUGCUAGGUGUCAUUAUACUCGUGCAGCCAAUAAGAUGAGGAUGAUUACCAGCUCUCGCAGGUGAAAAUGGCCACACGUCUAUUUAACAGUUGAAUUGUGGGUCAUGCAUUUGCCAGAUAAAUGAGGGCUGAUGUAAUUAACGUGUGUUUGGUUGAGAAGUUGCCGUGUUAGACAGUCGAUAUUAUUCUAUUUUUGUGGCAAUACUGAAGCAAUAUUAAUCCUUAAUGUUGGGGGAUUAUGAAUGGAAGCCUCACCUGUACAGCCAACUCUGAUUGGUUCCCGGGACCUCUGAGUCGUCAGCAGUGACAUCACUGGAGUUGAUGAUGUAACCAGGAGAUAAUCUCUCACUCGCCCCGCUAGUGAAGGGACAAGCCUGGAGACAGUUGUAUGUGUGUGUGUGUGUGUGUGUAUAUAUGUAUGUGUGUAUGUUUGUGAGUGUGUUUGAGUGUGAUUAUGUUUGUUUGCACAAUUCAACUUUUCAAAUUGUCUGCAUCCAUCACAUUAUUAGUGCAUCAUAUCCAUCUUUACUGAAAAAGACAAAACACUGUAUUGACUCUAGUCUCCAUUCAAAAUAACUCAACCUGUGCACACUUGUAGCUUUUAGGUGACUGCUUAGUUCUGGUUUACAUCCUCAAUGCUCCAGUCAUGCCUCUGUGUUGUUUUAAUGAUGAAUUCUGUUUAUAAUAAUGGAAUGACCCCUUAAAAAUUCCCUGCAUAAGAUUUCAUGAAAGAAUGUUUCCUCUCUGAUGUUGGGGCUGCUGUGAGACAAAGACCAGCAGAACAUCAGUCACCUGACACUGGAUUUCAACUAUUUACCACCGCUCUUUGACUGACAGCAAGCCAGCAACAAGAUGAGAGAUUUUUUUUUUGUUGUUGUUGUUGUUUUACAACACUUAAAGGUACGGUGUGUGGAAUUUAGUGGCAUCUAGCAGAACGGACAUGGCAGAAAUGGAAUAUAAUAUUCAUAAGUAUCUUUUAAUUAGUGUA
This is a messenger RNA of Thunnus maccoyii (southern bluefin tuna), 5306 nucleotides long. RefSeq names its product salt-inducible kinase 2b (gene sik2b). Gene Ontology annotation, molecular function: protein serine/threonine kinase activity; ATP binding; tau-protein kinase activity. Bases 415 to 3192 code for a protein of 925 amino acids. Gene Ontology annotation, cellular component: cytoplasm. The record is from RefSeq and is a predicted model, not a curated record. Gene Ontology annotation, biological process: protein phosphorylation; intracellular signal transduction; microtubule cytoskeleton organization. The transcript has 15 exons. NCBI's taxonomy places the organism in Eukaryota, Metazoa, Chordata, Actinopteri, Scombriformes, Scombridae.